UCCUUAUCUUGACAGUGGGCAGAACACACACGUUUGUAGGUGGGCUUGCCAGCAAGGAAUGCUGGGAGAGACGGGCCCAGGGCAGGAGGCCGAGGUGUCCCUGCUCCAGGAAACAGAGCGAAGACACUGGCCCUGGCAGGCAGCAGCUGGGUCUAAGAGAGCUGCAGCCCAGGGGCACAGACCUGUGGGCCCCAUGGCUGGGAAGGCGGCAGAGGAGAGAGGGCUGCCGAAAGGGGCCACUCCCCAGGAUACCUCGGGCCUCCAGGAUAGAUUGUUCUCCUCUGAAAGUGACAACAGCCUGUACUUCACCUACAGUGGCCAGCCCAACACCCUGGAGGUCAGAGACCUCAACUACCAGGUAGAGGUGGACCUGGCCUCUCAGGUCCCUUGGUUUGAGCACCUGGCUCAGUUCAAGAUGCCCUGGACAUCUCCCGGCUGCCAGAAUUCUUGUGAGCUGGGCAUCCAGAACCUAAGCUUCAAAGUGAGAAGUGGGCAGAUGCUGGCCAUCAUAGGGAGCUCAGGUUGUGGGAGAGCCUCCUUGCUGGAUGUGAUCACUGGCCGAGGUCACGGCGGCAAGAUCAAGUCAGGCCAGAUCUGGAUCAAUGGGCAGCCCAGCUCGCCUCAACUGGUGAGGAAGUGCGUGGCCCACGUGCGCCAGCACAACCAGCUGCUCCCCAACUUGACCGUGCGAGAGACCUUGGCCUUCAUUGCCCAGAUGCGGCUGCCCAGAACCUUCUCCCAGGCCCAGCGUGACAAAAGGGUGGAGGACGUGAUCGCGGAGCUGCGGCUUAGGCAGUGCGCUGACACCCGCGUGGGCAACAUGUACGCGCGGGGGUUGUCGGGGGGCGAGCGCAGGAGAGUCAGCAUUGGGGUGCAGCUCCUGUGGAACCCAGGAAUCCUUAUUCUCGACGAACCCACCUCUGGGCUCGACAGCUUCACAGCCCACAACCUGGUGAAGACCUUGUCCAGGCUGGCCAAAGGCAACCGGCUGGUGCUCAUCUCCCUCCACCAGCCCCGCUCUGACAUCUUCAGGCUGUUUGAUCUGGUCCUCCUGAUGACGUCUGGCACCCCCAUCUAUUUAGGGGCGGCCCAGCACAUGGUCCAGUAUUUCACAGCCAUCGGCUACCCCUGUCCUCGCUACAGCAACCCUGCUGACUUCUAUGUGGACCUGACCAGCAUUGACAGGCGCAGCAGAGAGCAGGAAUUGGCCACCAGGGAGAAGGCUCAGUCACUCGCAGCCCUGUUUCUAGAAAAAGUGCGUGACUUAGAUGACUUUCUGUGGAAAGCAGAGAGGAAGGAUCUUGACGAGGACACCUGUGUGGAAAGCAGCGUGACCCCACUAGACACCAACUGCCUCCCGAGUCCUACGAAGAUGCCUGGGGCGGUGCAGCAGUUUACGACGCUGAUCCGUCGUCAGAUUUCCAACGACUUCCGAGACCUGCCCACCCUCCUCAUCCAUGGGGCGGAGGCCUGUCUGAUGUCGCUGACCAUCGGCUUCCUCUAUUUUGGCCAUGGGAGCAUCCAGCUCUCCUUCAUGGAUACAGCCGCCCUCUUGUUCAUGAUCGGUGCUCUCAUCCCUUUCAACGUUAUUCUGGAUGUCAUCUCCAAAUGUUACUCAGAGAGGGCAAUGCUUUACUAUGAACUGGAAGAUGGGCUGUACACCACUGGUCCAUAUUUCUUUGCCAAGAUCCUCGGGGAGCUUCCGGAGCACUGUGCCUACAUCAUCAUCUACGGGAUGCCCACCUACUGGCUGGCCAACCUGAGGCCAGGCCUCCAGCCCUUCCUGCUGCACUUCCUGCUGGUGUGGCUGGUGGUCUUCUGUUGCAGGAUUAUGGCCCUGGCCGCCGCGGCCCUGCUUCCCACCUUCCACAUGGCCUCCUUCUUCAGCAAUGCCCUCUACAACUCCUUCUACCUCACCGGGGGCUUCAUGAUAAACUUGAGCAGCCUGUGGACAGUGCCCGCGUGGAUUUCCAAAGUGUCCUUCCUGCGGUGGUGUUUUGAAGGGCUGAUGAAGAUUCAGUUCAGCAGAAGAACUUAUAAAAUGCCUCUCGGGAACCUCACCAUCGCGGUCUCAGGAGAUAAAAUCCUCAGUGCCAUGGAGCUGAACUCGUACCCUCUGUACGCCAUCUACCUCAUCGUCAUUGGCCUCAGCGGUGGCUUUAUGGUCCUGUACUACGUGUCUUUAAGGUUCAUCAAACAGAAACCAAGUCAAGAAUGGUGAUUCGCGCCAGACGUCUGCCCGCUGGUGGGGGACCUGAGCAGACCCUUCAACUGCACUCCCUCCUCAGGAGCCCCUUCCUGGGGACAGUGAGGACAAUGACCCUACAGAUGCUCAGCUACAUCCGGCCCAGGGUGCUGCAGUGGCACAGACAAGCCACAGGAUGGCAGUAGAAUAAAGACAGUCGAAAGGGAUUUCUGCUCACUGGCAGG
Molecule: messenger RNA, 2430 nt
Organism: Gorilla gorilla gorilla (western lowland gorilla)
Lineage: Eukaryota; Metazoa; Chordata; Mammalia; Primates; Hominidae
Gene: ABCG8
Product: ATP binding cassette subfamily G member 8
Exons: 13
Coding region: 59-2221 (720 amino acids)
Biological process (GO): cholesterol efflux; cholesterol homeostasis; transmembrane transport
Cellular component (GO): plasma membrane; signaling receptor complex
Molecular function (GO): cholesterol transfer activity; ATP binding; ABC-type transporter activity
Source: RefSeq, a predicted model, not a curated record